Molecule: messenger RNA, 2087 nt
Organism: Pipistrellus kuhlii (Kuhl's pipistrelle)
Lineage: Eukaryota; Metazoa; Chordata; Mammalia; Chiroptera; Vespertilionidae
Gene: TRUB1
Product: TruB pseudouridine synthase family member 1
Exons: 8
Coding region: 27-1070 (347 amino acids)
Biological process (GO): tRNA modification; mRNA pseudouridine synthesis
Cellular component (GO): mitochondrion
Molecular function (GO): RNA binding; pseudouridine synthase activity
Source: RefSeq, a predicted model, not a curated record
ACAAAACAGACCAGGGCUGCAAAAGCAUGGCCUCUGCUGAGGCGGCGGCGGCGGCGGCAGCGUUGUCACCGUCGUCGUCGUCUUGGGAAGCAGAUUCAGCCCCAGUCCCUGAGGCUGCAGGAGCCGCUGCCGCCGCGGCGGUGGCGGUGGCGGCCGCGGCCAGGAUGGGGCCCGGAGCCAGGGUCUCCAAGGCCGCUUUGGCUACGAAGCUGCUGUCCCUGAGCGGCGUGUUCGCCGUGCACAAGCCCAAGGGGCCCACCUCAGCCGAGCUGCUGAAUCGGCUGAAGGAGAAGCUGCUGGCAGAAGCUGGGAUGCCUUCUCCAGAAUGGGCCAAGAGGAAAAAGCAGACUUUGAAAAUCGGGCACGGAGGGACCCUGGACAGUGCUGCCGGGGGCGUGCUGGUGAUUGGAAUUGGAAGGGGAACAAAAAUGUUGACCAGUAUGUUGUCAGGAUCCAAGAGGUAUAUUGCCAUUGGAGAGCUGGGGAAAGCUACCGACACGCUGGAUUCUACAGGGAAAAUAACAGAAGAAAAACCUUACGAUCAAAUAACACAAGAAGAUAUUGAAGGCAUUUUACAGAAAUUUACUGGGAAUAUAAUGCAGGUACCUCCCCUCUAUUCUGCAUUAAAGAAGGAUGGACAGAGACUUUCCACUCUAAUGAAGCGAGGAGAAGCAGUAGAAGCAAAACCUGCCAGGCCAGUUACGGUGUACAGCAUCUCCCUUCAAAAAUUCCAGCCACCGUUUUUCACGUUAGAUGUUGAGUGUGGAGGAGGUUUUUAUAUCAGAAGCUUGGUCAGUGACAUUGGCAAAGAGCUCUCCUCCUGCGCCAACGUGCUGGAGCUGACGCGGACCAAACAGGGGCCUUUCACGCUGGAGGAGCACGCCCUGCCCGAAGACAAAUGGACCAUUGAGGACAUUGCACAGUCCUUGGAGCAUUGCUCCUCUCUCCUCCCGGCAGAGCUGGCACUUAAGAAACCAAAGCCCGAGGAGUCUCAGGAACAGGGUUUGAGCUGCGAAUAUAUAACCCUGAAUGAGACCAAGGGAGAAGACGGUGACAAUAAAACGUGUUAACGUUGGCCUGGGUCAUCAUGUCUUGGCUGACAUUUGAAUCCCCUGUCCACAAUGACAAGCUCCGGGCAAAGGAAAAUCUCCCCCUCCCCCCCCUUUUUUUUUUGCACGAAAGAAAAAUGUCCAUCAUUUAUAGUUUCGAGAGGGUACAGUUUUAUCUGCCUUGCAGUUGUUCAGUUCUAUCCCGUACCACCGUGGAAUGUUCUGGAGUAUUAUGUGGUUAGAUUGGAUUCAGGAAAGUCAGCUUUCUGAUUUGGAUCUUGCUUCAAAGUCUUCUCCUGUGAAAAAGCUGAACACAUUUUCUCAUCAGAGAAAAAUGAUAUAUGAGCUCCAUGGUUCUUUGUCAUCACAAAAGUUAAUGUCAAUGAAUGUUACUUCGACUUUCUUUUGGCCCCGGUGCUCUGUUGUAUUGAAAUUCUUUCACUAUGUUUGAAAAGGCUGGUAUUUAACUCUAUUUUUACGUUUUGGAGAGUUUGCCAUUAUUAAGAACAUGUCUUUGAUAAGGAUGCAUUUAUUUGGUAAUAGCUAUGUUUGUUUAGGUCUUGGACAUUAAUAAACUUUUAAAAUAAAUGUUUAUAAUUAUACCAAAUUAUUGUUGCUACCACUUAAGGGAUAUCAGUACAGGACUAAAUGUUUAAAUUCGCCUCUAUCAUUAGUACACAGGAUAGCCCAAUGGCUUAUAUUUUGGGAGCUGUGAGAUCUUUUUCUGAUAUUUUUCAUAGUUGACCACCCUGCACUAAAUGUUACUAAAUAAGUUUUUAAAAAGUAAGCUAAAGAAUGUAUCAUCAAUUAAAAAUGUUUUUAUUCUUUAGUAUUUAUUUAUACCUUUCGAAGGGCAUUGUUUUUUAAUUUGCUUUCAGAUGAUAUAGCUUUUGAGAUAGUCCCCAUGCAUUUCCAGUUAAUCUCUUUUGUUCUAAAUAUUUAAAAAGUUUUUUUCAAACAUUUUUAUUCAAAUUGCCUAUUGAUGCCUUGCCAGUGUUGCUCAGUGGUUGAGCAUCAAUCUUUGAACCAGAAGGUCAU